This is a messenger RNA of Aethina tumida (small hive beetle), 5617 nucleotides long. RefSeq names its product mitogen-activated protein kinase-binding protein 1 (gene Wdr62). Gene Ontology annotation, molecular function: protein binding. The coding region runs from base 354 to 4655 and encodes 1433 amino acids. The record is from RefSeq and is a predicted model, not a curated record. Gene Ontology annotation, cellular component: mitotic spindle. The transcript is spliced from 24 exons. Gene Ontology annotation, biological process: regulation of mitotic cell cycle; mitotic spindle organization. NCBI's taxonomy places the organism in Eukaryota, Metazoa, Arthropoda, Insecta, Coleoptera, Nitidulidae.
UUGCCGCCGCUGCACGAGGCGGUUCACGCACACGCCAGUCGGUGCGUACACGUUUCAGUUGGCCGCGAUGCGAUCGGGUUUUGCGUGGGUGCGUUUCGGUGGUUGAGCCGGUGCUGGUUUUUUGUUUUUAUUAUUAUUAUUUUUUUUUUGUGUAUUGUGGAUUAAUAUUCCUGCUGAUUGAAUACUGGCAGGAUGCAUCAGGUGGAUUGAAUGUCUGCGGGACACCCGAAACCGAAAGUGAAUGCCAGUCAGUGUUACUGACGCCGAUAUUUUGAUUUUAAUAUCGGCGAUGCAGUGAUUUUUGUCUUGAAAUUUGAUUGGUUUGUUGUUGUUUGUUUUGAACUGUUGUAAAAAUGAUGCCCAGAAACUCGUUUCCCAUAAUCGAAAGGGAGAUCGUUUGCACCCACAAGAUACGGCUGGAAAAGGUGCUGGGAGUCACCGUCUCCAACAAUGCGGCGUUGGCCAACGACUCCAACGGCAACAUCGCCUAUCCGGCAGGUUGUACUGUCGUGCUGUUCAACACGAAAACGGAGCAACAGAGCCACAUAAUCAACACGUCCAGGAAGACGAUCACCUCGUUGGCGUUCUCGUCAUGCGGAAGGUACAUCGUAACAGGAGAGUGCGGCCAUCAGCCGGCGGUGCGGGUGUGGGACCUGCAGUCGGAUCCGCAGUCCCAGCAUCCCGGCCUGUCGCCGCAACCGCAGCAGAUCGCCGAAUUCCUCGGCCACAAGUACGGCGUGAACUGCGUGGCGUUCUCGCCGACGACAAAGUAUGUGGUGAGUGUGGGCACCCAACACGACAUGAUAGUGAACGUCUGGGACUGGAAGAACAACAUCAAGGUGGCGAGCAACAAAGUGAGCACCAAAGUGAAGUCGAUUGCCUUCUCAGAAAAUGGCAGUUACUUCGUCACCGUCGGUAACAGACACGUGAAGUUUUGGUACCUAGAACAGGGCAAAGCAAAGUACAAAGAGGCGGUUCCUUUGAUGGGUCGUUCGGCGAUAUUGGGCGAACAGAGGAACAAUUAUUUCUGUGAUGUGGCGUGUGGCAAGGCCGAAAGCGGCGACAGCACCUACGCCAUUACUAGAUCCGGCUUACUAUGCGAAUUCAAUAACAGAAGACUGUUAGAUAAAUGGGUGGAAUUGAGGACGACCGCAGCGAAUUGCAUAACGAUAGGAGAAAAGUACAUAUUCGUCGGCUGCGCCGAGGGAAUAAUCCGAUGUUUCGAUCCGAACCUCAGGUUCAUCACCACCUUGCCCCGGACCCACUACUUGGGCGUGGACGUCAGCUUAGGAACUAACAUAACGCACAUGGCGUCGCCGCCGGCGGACGCCCGCUACCCGGACACGAUAGCCAUAACGUACGACGAGACGUCCCACAAGCUGACCAGCAUCUACAACGACCACUCGAUCUACGUGUGGGACGUGCUGAACAUAAAGCGGGUCGGCAAGUCGUUCUCGUUCCUCUACCACUCGGCGUGCAUCUGGGGCGUCGAGAUGGCGCCCCCGGACUCGCCCCUUCCCUCGGGUAGUUUCCUGACGUGCGGAAGCGACGACACGAUCAGGUUUUGGAGCCUGGACAAGGCGGACGUGGCCACGAGGGCCAACUAUCCACCCAAUAUUUACAGUAAGGAGCUGUUCAAGGUGGUGUACAUAGACAAGGAGCUGGCGUACUUGAAAGACCUCGACAUAUCGGGGACGGCGAACGGCGAGAAGGGGGCGCAGGACUCUUCGGCUUACGACAGCAGGAAUGGCGUGAGGUGCAUCAGGAUCAGUCCCGAUGGGAAAAAUCUCGCCUCGGGCGACAGAUCUGGUAAUAUUAGAAUACACGACAUAUCAACUAUGAAGGAAUUGUACAAAAUUGAAGCACAUGACGCUGAAGUGUUGUGUCUUGAGUACUCGCAGAACGACCCCAGCUAUAGUUUAAUGGCGAGUGCCAGCAGGGAUCGUUUGAUUCAUGUUUUCGACGUCAAACACAGCUACGAAUUCGUUCAAACUUUGGACGAUCAUUCAUCCUCCAUCACAGCCGUCCGUUUCUUAAAAAGUUCGCGCAACCUACAGAUGAUUUCCUGCGGAGCCGACAAGAGUAUCAUUUUCCGUUCCCUUUCAGACGUCAACGGCAAACAGCCCCACUUCACCAGAGAGCACAACGUGUCCGGCAAAACCACACUGUACGACAUGGAAGUGGACGCCGGCCAAAAAUACGUGCUAACCGCCUGCCAGGACCGAAACGUCCGAAUAUACAGCGUCACCAACGGCAAGCACACGAAAAGCUUCAAGGGCAGCAGCGGCGACGACGGCUCGCUGCUCAAGGUGGUGCUGGACAGGUCGGGCAUAUUCCUGGCCACCUCCUGCACCGACAAAAGCCUCUCGGUCUACGACUAUUACUCCGGCGAGUGCAUGGCCACCAUGUGCGGCCACUCGGAGCUGGCCACCGGGCUGCGCUUCACCAACGACUGCAGAAGACUGAUCUCGGCCAGCGGGGACGGGUGCAUAUUCGUGUGGCGGGUGCCGCACGACAUGGUGAUCACGAUGCACGCACGUCUCGCCCAGCAGGCCCUGCGGCUGGGCAAGACGUUGGAGGCGGACAUCCUGAACAACUCGGACUCGCAUCUGGGCGACAAGCAGGAGGGUAAAUACCGGUUUAGCAUCGGACAGCUGCCGCAGUGGGCCAAGAAGCAGUUCAGCGACGACGCACAGGUGGCGCCGCCGCCCACUAAAGGUGUGGCGGUGCCCAAGGGCCGGUGGGCCCAACGGGCCGAGAAUCCGCCGGGGCAGAAGGGGUUGUAUUCGAUUUCACCCUUCGGUUCGUUGGAUAGGAGACUUGAUGGCUCAGACGGUUCCAAAGACAGUUCCUUGGAUAGUGGUACCGAUAUCAAGAAUUACACCGAAUUUAAACGAGAUGUGACGAUGGCGGAAAGGAUGGCUAAUAUUACCAUGCGCAGUGAGACACGGCGCAGCAUAAUGACGGACGACAGUGCGAUAGGCGACGCAGAAUCGACUGCGCACGAUGGCGACAUCGACUCAGAUAACGAUUACCGACAUCGCCCCCUCUAUUAUCCUAAUCAAGAUCCAGCCAGCGGCAGCGAAUUCACUAUUACUAACAUGGAUCAGGAUGAGCUCAGGAAGUCACAGAGGAAGAAGAAGCCGCCUUCUAUUACGAUACAACCUUCCAAUUCGACUUACGGAAGCAACGAAUCCGAUGAUGAUGACGAUGACGCUUCAACCCCCAGCGGCGAGAACACAGACCGAAACCCGAUGUCUUUGCUCUCGGUCAGCUCCGAAUCCCUGGACCACUUGGUCAACCGUGAAAAGUACCUGCAGUCGACGUUCGAAAGCAUGAGCGGCGCCGAAAACGACAUGACACCCUGUGGCAAAACGUCGAUAUCCUCCAAAUUCCUGCGCACCGGCGACCGCAACAUGGACGUGAUCAACGCCGUACAAAAGACCAAGAGCGACCCGGAGGCGGCCAGGAAGCGACAGGAGCUGAACCAGCGGAUAGCCGAGACGAAGAAGAAGCUGGAGAGCGGUGGCUCGUAUCCAAAACACACGCAAACACUGCAGAGACGCAUUUGGUUCAAACGCGAGCAAAAAUACAAACAACAACAAAACGUUAAAGUAGACGUUGGUCAUUCAACCCCGCUGAAGUACAGCCAGUCGAUCCACGACCUGUCCUACAUCCCGGUGCGAGACAGCUGGAACAAAAAAAAAGUGUACGUGGACGACGACGAGCGCGAGGACUCGAGCCUGCGCCGUUCCUGCAGCCUGGUCGAUCUGAGCAUGCCCAGCGCCGUGCUGCCCAACCGCAAGCUCGACAACGUUUCAGGUAAAAAGAACCAGACGACGGUGACCCGGACCAAGUCUCGAUACGAGAAGAACACGUCGAUAACGCGCAGCCGGUCGACGACCGUGCUCAACGCGUCGGACUCGGACAACGACAGCCAGGACAAGAAGAUAUCGAGGCUGAUGCGGCCCACCAUCAGCUCGCACAACAAGAUCAACAACGCGGGCAACAACAAGCUCAGCAGCAGCAGGAAGAAACAGUCUUACUCCACUAGCAAUUUGAGCACGGUGGGCGUGGAAAACAUGUCGACAUCUGACGACGAUUUGGAGAGUAAGAAGCCGGUGGCGCCGCCCAGGAACCGAAGCGGCAACUUCGACAACUCGGUGAUUCACCGGAAGGCACUGAACAAUAAAGACAAGUCCAAAGCCUCACGCCAUACAAUUCACUUUGACGACACACUAACGAACGACGAUUUAAUGUCGAUCGAGAGCUUAGAUUUGUCGUCUAUCGAAAUUUCGAACCAACUGUGCGAGGACACGGUCCAGCAGCUGAGCAAGGCGGCCGAGAACGUGGUGAAGCUGUACAACAGCCUGGCGCAGGAGCCGGACCUGGAGCAGAACGCGGGCGCACAGGGACAGAUGGAACGCGUGCGCCAAUCCAUAAUCCGCACCCACAGGAUAUUCCACGACUGCCUCUUCUCCGACGUGAAGCAAACGAACAGCAACAUCGACGUGAACCAGACCGACACGGUCAAAAAGCUGAACGAUCUGGCGGCCAAAGGUUCGACCAGUCGACACUCGGUGAUCACGAUCAUGGAACAGUACUCCGACAUACUGUUGGACAUGGUGCAGCAGAAGAUACACUCGAACAUUUGAUGCGUGUGAAUGUUUGUGUCGGUCCCGGUCCGUAUUUAUGCAAUUGUGUCGGUCGUUUUGCUAUUGUUUUAUUAAGUUUUCACGCUUUUUUGUUUAUAUUGUAAUCUGGCUAAUUAACAUGUUUGCGCCUGCAAAGCUAGUCAAAAACACAUUUUUACCUAGACUGUUUUAUUUGAUUAUCUUUUAUUUGAAACUGUUGUUUAAUGUUCAUUUUAUUAAUUGUUUAAGACAUCACUAAUAGGCCAAAUAUUAAAAAACAAAGCUUAUUUACCUUGUGUUAUCGCAAUUUACACGAUUUUUGUCAUUGUUUCUGUAACACAUCUGUUACGUGCCAAAACAAGCCCUAAUCAAAUAGUUUUUAACAUUCCAUUAUAUGGCUGUAAGUAACUAUAUUAAAUGUACUGAACGAAUAUAAAUAAAUGUAAGUGUUGGUAAAAGCACAGUCCUAAUUAUUAAAUAGUACUGUGUCUGUUUUAAAUUUGCCAAAUUAGCUUAGAACGUUGAUAACGAUGGAAUUAUGAGAUUAAUGGAAUUUUACGAGCUUCCCUAUUUUGUACGUACUUAAGUCAGUUUGUAUUUUAUUAAAAUCAACCUGCCUCCGAGUUUUUACCACAAUUGUUGUUGGCGUUCUAUCUGGGAUAUAAUACCAGCAAUUAUUGAGGUAAAAGCUUGAGGGGAGGUUGAUUGUUUGUACACACAUUUUUAACUGUGUUAAUAUGGAACGUUGUUCCGUAUUUAUGGUGAAUUAUUGUAUAUCUUGUAAUGUUUUUAAUUGUACAUUUUUUAAUUUACACUUAAUAUGAAUCCCCUGUUUUUAUUUUGUAAUCAAUUAUUGGAGAUUGUAUUCGAGUUGUCAAUUUAUGUCUGUACGUCUAAUUUGGACGUGGCAGUCACACCCUUUGUAACCCCAGACUGUAAUUUGAUAAUGAAUGAAUAAAUAAAUGUAGUUUGAAUAAAUUUUA